AUGAAUCACAAGAACCAACAACAACCUCCCAUGAUCAACCGCAAACUCAUCACCCUAUCCCUCUUCUUCCUCUUCAUCCUCUACGUCCUCACCCGACCGGACUUCCAUCCAAUCAAAACCCGCCACCUGUACCUCCCAAACCCAAACACAUGCAACAAACUCCCACUCUCCGUAUCCGAAUCCCUCGUCCACUACGCCACCUCCCUCAACACCACCCCUCAACAAACCCUCGGCGAAAUCUCGGUCACCCUUCGGGCCCUACAUACCAAAUCCCCCUGCAACUUCUUGGUCUUCGGGCUGGGCCACGACAGCCUCCUUUGGGCCACCCUCAACCACAACGGCCGCACCCUGUUUCUAGAAGAUUCCAAGGAGUGGAUAGCCGAGGUUAAAAAACGGGCCCCAUCGCUCGAGGUGCGCCACGUGGCAUACGACACGAGGGUCGGCCAGGCGGACGAGCUCCUCCUGGAAAAGUCGGGGGCCGAGUGCAGGGUUGUGGGGGACCCGAGAUCGUCGAAGUGCCAGCUGGCGCUGAAGGAUCUGCCGAGCGAGGUUUACGAAGCGGAGUGGGACCUGAUCAUGGUGGAUGCGCCAAUCGGGAUGCCGGGCUGGCCCGAAAGCCCGGGGAGGAUGAAGGCUAUAUAUACUGCAGGGCUUUUGGCGAGGAAUAGGAAGGAAGGCGAAACGGAGGUGUUUGUGCACGAUGUGGACCGGCAUGUAGAGGAUAGUUUCUCGAUGGCUUUCUUGUGUGAAGGUUAUCAGAAGGUGGAAGAGAAUAGGCUAAGGCAUUUUAGUAUUCCUAGUUACGGGGCAAAACCAAACAUGAAAUCCAAAUCACAAUUCCCCAUCAACCCCAAAACCAUCUUAAUAUGUUCCUUUUUCCUCUUCCUCCUUUUCUUGAUCCUAAGAUCAACCUCCCCAAACUCACCCCAACAAAAGCCCUCAAUAAUCUCACAAUCAAAUUCCCUGCAACAACAACAACAGCAACAAGAACAACAAGAACAACAGAACUUCCCAAUUUCCCCGACUGAUCCCCUUAACCUAACCCCAACAUGCACCAAACUCCCACCUUCCCUAGCAAACGCGCUUGUCCACUACGCGACCCAAAACAUCACCCCACAACAAACCCUCAACGAAAUCUCGGUCUCUCUCAAAAUCCUCGAGCAAAAAUCGCCGUGCAACUUUCUAGUCUUCGGGCUGGGCCACGACAGCCUCAUGUGGGCCUCCCUCAACCACAAUGGCCGAACCGUGUUCCUAGAAGAGGACAAGUCGUGGAUCGAGCAAAUCAAAAAGAAGGUCCCAUCCCUCGAGUCGCACCACGUCGUGUACAACACAAAGCGAACGCAAGCCGAAGAGCUCCUCGAGACGAGCACAAGGGACGAUUGCAGAGAGGUGAAGGACCCGCGAGUUUCCAAGUGCCCGCUCGCCUUAAAGAGCUUCCCGAACGAGAUUUACGAGGUGGAGUGGGACUUAAUCAUGGUAGAUGCCCCGACUGGGUACUUUGACGAGGCGCCCGGGAGAAUGAGCGCUAUCUACACGGCCGGGCUAAUGGCAAGGAAUCGGGAAAGUGGGGAAACGGAUGUUUUCGUGCACGACGUGGAUAGGGUGGUCGAGGAUAGGUUUUCAAAGGCAUUGUUGUGUGAAGGGUACUUAAGGGAGGAAGAAGGGAGGAUAAGGCAUUUUACGAUACCGAGUUAUAGGGCUCGUUCUGGCCGGCCUUUUUGC
Striga asiatica is the source of this 1722-nucleotide messenger RNA. Lineage: Eukaryota; Viridiplantae; Streptophyta; Magnoliopsida; Lamiales; Orobanchaceae. The record is from the annotation of a GenBank genome assembly.